AUGAGGGGCGAUCUCGUCCCUGCGUCCAGGCUCCCAUCGACCACCGUCGUCGAGCUCGUGCAGCGCCGGUGCGAAGCCCGAGCCUCGCGCAACUACGCCGCCGCCGACGCGCUGAAGGAGCGGCUGGAGGCAGGCGGCGUUAAGCUUCAGGACUGCCUCGGAGGUGGGACGACAUGGGAGUACUCUGUCAGCCGGCGAGACGGCGGCGGCGCCUCUCCCAUGACGGCGCUCGCGCGGACCGCUCUCGAGAGCCACACCGACCGGGCGGCCGUCUCGCGGCUCAGCGACGAGGCGCUGGCGCUGUGCGCUGCGGGUGAGCCGCUGCUCGGCCGGGUGGCUGCCGACGCGGCCUUCGACUUUGCGCUCGCAGGGUGCGAGAGCGCGCCGCUGCUGGAGUCGCUGGCCGCAGCGCAGGCGGCCGAGUUUGACCGCUGGCGCAGGCCGCAGCCGCUAGUCAGCCUGCAAGAGGCGCCGCCGCGAGACGCGGACGCGGACGCGGCACUCGCGCUCGCCCUGGGAGGGUUCGACGACCCGCGGCUCCCUCUAGUUCUCGACCUCGGGGAGCACGGAUUCGUCGUGUUUUCUCACGCUCUCACCGUGGCCGAAUGCGAGCACGCGCUAGACGGGCUGUGGGCCUGGCUAGAGGGGCUCGGCACAGGCGUCGAGCGGCGGCGGCCCGACACGUGGGACGACGAGCGCUGGCCUCGCUGCGUCGAGGGCGGCAUCCUGCCCUUCCACGGCAUCGGGUGCUCCGAAUUCAUGUGGCGCAUCCGGAGCAACGCCAACGUGCGCGCGGCCUUUGCCGCCGUGUGGGGCGUGACGUCGGACGACCUGAUCACCUCGCUCGACGGCGCGGCCGCGUUUCGGCCGUGGAGGCGGCGGCCGGAGCGGCGGACGCGCGGCGGUUGGCUGCACGUGGACCAGAACCCGGCGAGGCCAGAGUUCGAGUGUGUCCAGGGCCUCGUCCACUUCGGACCGGCCACAAGCCACGCCACGGGCGGCAACGAGGUGAUUCGGAGGCGAAAGGCGGCGGUCCGGGCGCGCGUCACGACGGCGCACCGGCCAUAUGUCUUCCAGCCGACGCACGAGUACAGCGUGUACUGCGACGAGCAGAUGGCGCGGUACUCUGUGCCGCGCGACGAGCCGCUGCUAACACCGCUUGCGGCGCGGCUGGUUGGGUACAGCGAGGCCGAGAUUGCCGCCGGGGAGCACCUGCCAGCGGCACGGUCCGGAGAAGGGGUUUAA
Emiliania huxleyi CCMP1516 is the source of this 1245-nucleotide messenger RNA. RefSeq lists its product as hypothetical. Gene Ontology annotation, molecular function: ATP binding; aminoacyl-tRNA ligase activity. Gene Ontology annotation, biological process: tRNA aminoacylation for protein translation. The record is from RefSeq and is a predicted model, not a curated record. NCBI's taxonomy places the organism in Eukaryota, Haptophyta, Isochrysidales, Noelaerhabdaceae. The transcript has 4 exons. Bases 1 to 1245 code for a protein of 414 amino acids.